UUGAUCAAUGGGCGGCCUGCGAUCUCCCCCUUUAAGAGCUUGCUCCGCGGGACGAACGUUUGAACAGGCCCUGGGGCCCCUCCCCGCCUCUGAUUGGUCGGAGGCGGCGCACGAGGCGCAUCUGCCCGCCCAGAACGGUUGGCGGUGCUUUGUGAUUGGCGUUCGAGGAGCAUAUAUAAAGCGCAGUGUGGCCCCCGCUGCGCUCAGUUGAGAGACUGGCCCAGGCGGUUCUGUUGUCUGAGAAGAAGCGGCAGAGGUGGGGACUACGCAUCACCAGGUCUUUUCUCCACCAAGCUUUCAGACGCCGAGGGUUCAACUACAGAGGCGGACCUGUUCCCGCCUCCCGCUCCUCUCGCAGCUUCGGAAGGCAAGCAGACGUUCACCCCAUCGUCUGGAAGCCGAGGCAGGAUGGAGUUCAAGCUGGAGGCUCACCGCAUCGUCAGCAUCUCCCUGGGCAAGAUCUACAACUCGCGGGUCCAGCGCGGCGGCAUCAAGCUGCACAAGAACCUCUUGGUGUCGUUGGUGCUGCGCAGCGCCCGCCAAGUCUACCUGAGUGACCCCUGCCCUGGCCUCUACCUGGCCGGCCCUGCGGGGACCCCGGCGGUGCCACCGCCUCAGCAGCCUGGAGAGCCGGUAGCCGGGCCACCCUCCGGCUGGGGAGAGCCGCCCCCGCCGGUCGCCCGCGCCGCCUGGCCGGAGCCCGAGCCGCAGCCGCAGCCUCAGCGCCCCUCGGUGUGCCACACGCCGGGAGCGGGAAGCUCAGAACCGGUGGCCGCGGUGGCGGGAGCGGGGGACGCUCUCCGGGGCGGAGAGGAGGACUCGGCGGCAGCUGCUUGGGGCCGCGUGGAGCGUCCGCGCGCGGCGCCUUCUAGAGGCGGCUCGGACGGGUGCCCCGAGGGGCCCCGGGCAGUGCGGCGCCCGUGCGGCUGUCCCCCGGCCGUGGAGGAGCGGUCCUCCGAGGACGGGUCCCCCGCACCACCCACCCCGUGUCCCAGGAAGCGUGGCGCCGCGGGAGUGGGUGGCGGCCGCGCGGGCUGCUCGGCGCCCGGCUCUAUCCCUCUCAAGAAGCCGCGCCGGAACUCGGAGGAGCAGCCGGUCAGCGGCGAGAAGGACACCGACGAGGAGAUGGAGACCGGGAACGUGGCAAACCUCAUCAGCAUCUUCGGGUCUAGCUUCUCGGGACUCCUACGGAAAAGCCCUGCCGGCAGCCGAGAGGAAGAGGAGGCGGAGGAGGGCAGCCCGGAAGCCGCGGAGCCCGGGCAGAUCUGCUGCGACAAGCCGGUGCUGAGAGACAUGAGCCCCUGGAGCACAGCCAUCGUGGCCUUCUGAGCCCCCGGGACCCGAGCGGCUGGAGCUUGAGCAGCGGGAGUUCCCGAAGUGCGGCCGGGGCCUUUCCCGGCCGCGAGGACGAGCCGAGACCGAAGGCGCUGGGCGCGUGGGGGAGACUGGUUGCUGCCCGGCAGCACAUCGCCCCUGUAGGGGCAGCCCGGCUGGGCCGUGGCUCUCGAAUCUCAUUCUGAGACCUAGAGUUGGAGGCUUAUUGGAAGAGGACGAUCGAUCGUUAACUUUUGUGUCUCUGUGUGUGUCCGUGUGUUAAGUUUGUCUUGUGUUGAGACUGUUCUGUGGUUCUGGAAUGCACCACCCCUUCCCCGGGGCUUGAGACUUUGGGGGUGCAGACAGGGACUUUCCUCUGCCAGCAGCACAGAAAAGGAAGCUGCUGAAAGGCUUGAGGAAGGGGAGUUCCCCGUUCGAUCUUGGGGAGAGAGGGACUUUACACACACCUCUCAUGAAAGCUACGACCGCACCGGGGCGCGGGAGUGGCAUUUUCUCACAGGAUUUCCUCAGACUAGAGGGAAUUCGUCUGGAGUAGAGACUUGUAUUAUUUUUCUCCCACCCUCCCCAUCUUUCUCUGGCACAGAAGAAGCGCUUCUACCCUGUGAUUACUCUGGGAAAGCAGAACAUUAAGGGACCUUCAAUUCCCCACAGGGGAAAAAAAGCUUGCUGAACUUCACAGAAGAGUUCAAGCUUGGAAAUACGGAGUUUAUAGAGAAAAGAUAUAUUUUUAAAAGCUGUAGCUCAGAACUUACUACACAGUGCUUUUAAAAAGUGUUUAAUGAAACAAAGUUUACAGACGAGCUCUAAGCAGAAGGACCUUAUGGUUUUGUAGAUACGGUGACUCCAGUCUUUGUUGUAUAAAGGUUGGGGGAGCUGAUAAGGUUUUUGUACAGUAUUUUCUCCUUCUCUGUAUUGAUUUUUGUAUAAAAAUGUAACUUUACGUGUCUAACACGUAUUAAAUAUUUUGAAGCAACUACA
Molecule: messenger RNA, 2313 nt
Organism: Mastomys coucha (southern multimammate mouse)
Lineage: Eukaryota; Metazoa; Chordata; Mammalia; Rodentia; Muridae
Gene: Ier5
Product: immediate early response 5
Exons: 1
Coding region: 409-1329 (306 amino acids)
Source: RefSeq, a predicted model, not a curated record